Molecule: messenger RNA, 789 nt
Organism: Pelodiscus sinensis (Chinese soft-shelled turtle)
Lineage: Eukaryota; Metazoa; Chordata; Testudines; Trionychidae
Source: RefSeq, a predicted model, not a curated record
UGUGUCGUCUUUUAUUCAACAGGGAAACGACUGCAAGAAUGGAUCUGUGUCAUCUUAUGCUUCUGUCUGAUCUCUUUCAACUUCUAUAAUCUCCUCUCCUACUUGAGCCUGGACCAUACUUUCUCAGUUAUUGUUGGGAUAUUUGCAGGAAUUAUUACAGCUGACUUUCUGUCGGGAUUAGUGCACUGGGGAGCUGACACCUGGGGAUCUGUGGAGCUGCCCAUAGUUGGAAAGGCUUUCAUCAGACCUUUUAGAGAACAUCACAUUGACCCUACAGCAAUUACUAGACAUGAUUUUAUAGAGACCAAUGGAGAUAACUGCAUGAUGACACUAGUGCCAUUGGCAAACAUGGCCUACAAGUUUGUUUCUCUUUCCCCAGAAGCGCUGUACCAAACAUGCCCUUGGGAGUGUUAUGUCUUUGCCUUGGCUAUCUUUGUAACCUUAACAAACCAGAUUCACAAGUGGUCUCAUACAUACUUCGGUCUUCCUUGCUGGGUCGUCUUUCUGCAGGACUGGCAUAUUAUCCUGCCACGGAAACACCAUCGAAUCCAUCAUGUAUCUCCCCAUGAGACUUAUUUUUGUAUAACCACAGGUUGGCUGAACUAUCCAUUAGAGAAGAUUGGAUUUUGGAGAUGCUUAGAGAAUAUUAUCCAAGGAGUGACUGGGGAAAAGCCUAGAGCAGAUGACAUGAAGUGGGCUCAGAAAAUUAAAUAACUCUUAUCAACUUUCUACAGUUCUUAUCUUUGUUGCCAACUUUAAAAAAAAAAGCCAUCAGCCAAAUGCAAGACU